AUGAACAGAUUCUUAAUUUUAUUUGAUAAAGACAUUAUUCAUUAUUAAUUAUUCAUCCAUAACAUUUUCAGAUUUCCUAUAUAUAAAGGACACUUGAAAUUAAUUCAACUAUCAAAAACAUUCACUUCAAUCUCUAUACCUCUAAAACCAUGCCAAAAACGCCAUCAAGUGAUGGCGGACAUGAGUUACCCGUCACUAAAACACAAACACCAGAAAACAACAACCACAACAAAGAGUCGAUAUCAUCUCAAGUUUACUACCCUCUUGGUUUUUCCCGAAAGGUGAUGGCUGAAGUGGUGGCUACAUUCAUGUUGGUGUUUGUGACAUGUGGAUCAGCGGCGCUUACCAAAAGUGAUGAACACAAGGUGUCGCAGCUUGGAGCCUCAGUUGCGGGUGGGCUCAUUGUGACUGUUAUGAUCUAUGCGGUUGGACAUAUCUCUGGCGCGCACAUGAACCCUGCUGUGACGCUCGCGUUUGCAAGUAUUGGACAUUUUCCUUGGAUUCAGGUCCCUAUCUACGCCACAGCGCAAUUCAUAGGAUCUAUAUCGGCUUCAUUUGCCCUACAGAUAUUGUUACAGCCAAUAGAACAAUUGGGCACAACCACACCUUCAGGGACAUGCAUACAAGCUCUGAUCAUGGAAAUCAUUGUAACUUUCGCGAUGAUGUUUGUCACUUCCGCUGUAGCCACAGAUUCUAAAGCUGUAGGAGAGCUAGCAGGUAUAGCAGUGGGAUCAGCAGUAUGCAUUACUUCCAUCUUAGCAGGGCCAGUAUCAGGAGGGUCCAUGAACCCAGCGCGCACCAUUGGACCAGCAUUAGCUAGUAACAACUAUAAGGGUCUAUGGGUGUAUAUCGUUGGCCCGAUAGCAGGAACAAUAUCUGGGGCGAUGUGCUACAAUUUUAUUCGAUCAACAAACGAAACAGAUCAAGCAGUUUCUUCAUUCAAAUUUCGUGGAAUGAAAAACAAUGAUGAAAAUGUUUUUCUAUGAAGUAGUCAAUAUGCUAUCAAGUGGUGAUUAGAAAAUUCUCAUGUGAGUUAAGGAUGCUUCAAUGUAUACAAAAAAACAGCAUAACUCACAACAUUUGUAAUAUGGUGACACCCAACUAGUGUCCCAUCUAUUUAAAUAUACAUGAUACUAUGUUACUCUUAGAGAUAAUGUAAUCGAAGUUCAUUAUGCUCAGUUCUUGAUUUUAGUUAUAUAAGUUUCCUAGUUUAAGUUUUUGUGUGUU
This is a messenger RNA of Helianthus annuus (common sunflower), 1227 nucleotides long. Its product is annotated as aquaporin NIP2-1. Gene Ontology annotation, cellular component: membrane. The coding region runs from base 150 to 986 and encodes 278 amino acids. NCBI's taxonomy places the organism in Eukaryota, Viridiplantae, Streptophyta, Magnoliopsida, Asterales, Asteraceae. The record is from RefSeq and is a predicted model, not a curated record. Gene Ontology annotation, biological process: transmembrane transport. The transcript has 5 exons. Gene Ontology annotation, molecular function: channel activity.